Aspergillus sclerotioniger CBS 115572 is the source of this 4020-nucleotide messenger RNA. Its product is annotated as chromosome segregation protein SMC. Bases 166 to 3765 code for a protein of 1199 amino acids. Gene Ontology annotation, molecular function: cohesin loader activity; ATP hydrolysis activity; ATP binding. Gene Ontology annotation, biological process: regulation of apoptotic process; mitotic sister chromatid cohesion. The transcript is spliced from 5 exons. The record is from RefSeq and is a predicted model, not a curated record. Lineage: Eukaryota; Fungi; Ascomycota; Eurotiomycetes; Eurotiales; Aspergillaceae. Gene Ontology annotation, cellular component: chromosome.
UGUCAAGCGUCGACCCCAACAACUUCCGUGCGUCGUUUAUCACCUCGCCGCCCUGCUCACUUCAGUCAGGGCCUAGGCUCCUGAUAUUUUCCCGCCCCGGGCGCGUGAUGACUUGGCUGUUGUUGUGAUUACCCUGAUCCAUCGUGUCGCGCGUGCCUCGUCAAGAUGUACGUUAAACAGAUCAUCAUACAAGGCUUUAAAAGCUACAAAGACCAGACCGUGAUCGAGCCGUUCUCUCCGAAACACAAUGUUAUCGUUGGUCGCAAUGGUUCCGGAAAGAGUAACUUCUUCGCGGCCAUUCGCUUCGUUCUCAGCGAUGCCUACACCCACCUGGGUCGGGAGGAACGACAGGCCCUUCUUCACGAAGGUUCGGGGUCUGCUGUGAUGUCGGCCUACGUUGAGAUUAUAUUUGACAACUCGGACGAUCGGUUCCCUACUGGCAAGCCGGAAGUGGUCCUUCGCCGGACCAUUGGUUUGAAGAAGGAUGAAUACACCCUUGACCGCAAGAAUGCAACCAAGUCCGAUGUGAUGAACUUGCUCGAGUCCGCCGGUUUCUCGCGAUCGAACCCCUACUACAUUGUGCCGCAGGGUCGAGUGACGGCUUUGACCAACAUGAAGGACUCCGAGCGUUUGAACCUGUUGAAGGAGGUUGCGGGAACGCAGGUAUAUGAAGCGCGCCGCGCGGAGUCGUUGAAGAUCAUGCACGAAACGAACAACAAGCGAACCAAGAUUGACGAACUUUUGGACUUUAUCAACGAGCGUCUUGCCGAACUGGAAGAGGAGAAGGACGAGUUACGGAACUACCAGGAUAAGGACAAGGAGCGCCGAUGCUUGGAAUAUACAAUCUACUCUCGCGAGCAACAAGAGAUUUCCAGUUUCCUGGACAGUCUUGAGGAACAGAGGCAGACGGGUGUUGAGGAUACAGAUCUCAACCGUGAUCGUUUCAUCCAAGGAGAGAAGGAAAUGGCCCAGAUCGAUGCCGAGAUUGCGGAAUGCAAGCAGCAGAUUGAGUUUUUGAAGGUCGAUAAAGCCCAGCUGGAGGAUGAACGCCGUGAAGCCUCCAAGACCCUUGCGCAGGUUGAACUGCAAGCCAAGUCGCUCUCGGACAAUCAAGUCGCCGCUCAAGCCUCAAAAUGGCGCCGUGAUGAAGAUCUGAAGGCGGUCCAGAGUGCGAUUCAAGAACGCGAAACGGAACUGCAGGAACUUAUGCCUCAGUUCAAUGCCGCCAAAGGACAGGAAGAUGCAGUCAAGACGCAGCUCACGGAAGCAGAGACUGCACGCCAACGGCUAUAUGCCAAGCAGGGUCGGAACUCUCGUUUUAGAAACAAGAGCGAGCGCGACAAGUGGCUGCAAGCAGAGAUUAGGGACAACUACGCCUCUAUCUCUAAUGUACAGGGUGUGAUGGCACAGACCCAAGAGGACAUCAAGGACAUCGAAAACGAGAUUGCCCUUUUGGAGCCGGAGACCGAACGCUUGCGCAAGCAGAUCGAUGGCAGAGGCGACACCAUUCACUCUGUCGAGCAGCAAGUCCAGGCUGCAAAGGAUGAAAGAGACCGGUUGAUGGACCAGAGGAAGGAGCUCUGGAGGGAAGAAGCGAAGCUGGAUUCGAUCCUGUCGAAUGCUUCCAAUGAAGUGGAGCGUGCUGAGCGCAAUCUGUCUCAGAUGAUGGACCACAACACGAGCCGGGGCAUUGCAGCCGUCCGGAGAAUCAAGCGCCAGCACAACCUGGAAGGUGUAUAUGGUACGCUCGCUGAACUAUUUGAAGUCAGCGACAGGUACCGGACAUCCGUCGAAGUCACAGCGGGUCAAAGUCUGUUCCACUAUGUGGUCGACACGGACGAGACCGCUACCAAGGUGCUUGAGAUCCUCCAGCACGAGAAGGCGGGCAGAGUCACUUUCAUGCCUUUGAACAGACUGCGAUCCAAGCCGAUCAACAUGCCUCGAGCGAGUGAUACGAUUCCCAUGAUUGAGAAGCUUCAGUAUGACGGCAAGUACGAGAAGGCAUUCAACCACGUGUUUGGCAAAACCAUCAUCUGUCCGAACCUGCAGGUCGCUUCGCAGUACGCCCGGAGCCAUGGAGUGAAUGCGAUUACCCCGGAGGGCGAUCGGUCGGACAAGAGAGGUGCCCUUACUGGUGGUUUCCACGAUUCGCGACAGUCACGUCUCGACGCGGUGAAGAACCUGACGAGAUGGAGGGAUGAGUAUGAAUCUAAGAAGAACCGUGGAAUUGACAUCAGAAAGGAGCUCGAAAAGCUGGACCAGCUCAUCACGAGAUCCGUUGGCGAGCUGCAAAAGUUGGAGCAACAAAGACACCAGGUGCAAAACAGCAGUGGGCCUAUGCGACAAGAGCUGAGGGCCAAGCGCGAUCUUCUUCAGAAGAAGAACGACGAUCUCGAAGCCAAGCGGCGAGCGAUUCGCAACAUUGAGAGCAACCUGGCAGCGUUGACCGAUCAAGUCAGCGCCUUUGAGGGGGAACUGUCCUCGACAUUCCAGAAAGCGUUGAGCAACGAGGAAGAGGCACGCUUAGAGACUCUUAACAACACUGCCCAAGAUCUCCGGCGACAGUACCAGGAGCUUUCCAGCCAACGCAGUGAGCUGGAAGCGAGGAAGUCCGUCCUUGAGGUGGAAUUGCGGGAGAACUUGAACCCGCGCCUUGACCAACUUGUCAGUCAGGACAUUGACAUGGCAGACGACGACAAAGUAGGCAACCUAAAGGAGACACAGCGGGAGAUGAAGCGCCUCCACAAGGCGCUGGAGAAACUGGGUCAGCGUCUCCAGCAGGUCGAUGACUCCAUCGAGCAAGCCAAUGGCCGUGUGGGCGACCUCCAGCAGAGGAACGCGGAGACCCGACGAGAGCUGGAAGAACUGGCCAAGUCGAUUGAGAAGCACCAGCGGCGCAUGGAAAAGAGCAUGCAGAAGAAGGCUGCGUUGACAAAGCAAGCCGCCGAAUGUGCAGCCAAUAUCCGUGACCUGGGAGUCCUCCCAGACGAGGCUUUCACGAAGUACAAGAACACCGACUCGAACGCUGUUGUCAAGAAGCUCCACAAAGUCAACGAGGGUCUCAAAAAGUACUCUCAUGUCAACAAGAAGGCCUUUGAACAGUACAACAGUUUCACCAAGCAGCGAGAGACCCUGACGAGCCGAAGGGAAGAACUUGAGGCUUCGGAGAAAUCCAUCGAGGAUCUUAUCAAUGUGCUUGAUCAGCGCAAGGAUGAGGCAAUUGAGCGAACCUUCAAGCAGGUCUCCCGCGAGUUUGCCAACGUCUUCGAGAAGCUCGUCCCCGCUGGCCGUGGACGCCUGAUCAUCCAGCGUAAGACGGACCGUGCCCUUCGACAGGGAGACGAGCUUGAGUCCGAGGACGAAGAGACCCGCGAAAGCGUUGAGAACUACGUUGGAGUUGGAAUCAGCGUCAGCUUCAACAGCAAACACGAUGAACAGCAACGCAUCCAGCAGCUCAGUGGAGGGCAAAAGAGUCUUUGCGCCCUUGCCUUGGUGUUUGCCAUCCAAGCGUGCGAUCCCGCGCCAUUCUACCUGUUCGACGAGAUCGAUGCCAACCUGGACGCCCAAUACCGAACCGCGGUUGCGCAGAUGCUCAAGUCGAUCUCCGACUCGACCAACGGCCAGUUCAUCUGCACGACCUUCCGGCCGGAGAUGUUGCAUGUGGCGGAGAAGUGCUACGGAGUCAGUUUCCGCCAGAAAGCCAGUACGAUCGACGUGGUGUCGCGCGAAGAGGCAUUGAAGUUUGUGGAAGAGCAGAAGUCAUGAGACUUGCUUGUUACCUGAGUAAUGAACGGGAUGGGGAGCAGGCGUAUUUAAGGGCCUUUGUGUUGUUAUGAUUCUUUUUUUUUUUUUGUACCCUAAGAUCGUUGAUUCGAGAUUCCCAUCUUAUGUCUUGUGUUUUAUGGACGUUAUCUGAUCCUGAUCACUGUAAUGCCUCUACUCUCACCCCCCUCCCCUCAACCCCAAUAAAUCUAAAUAAUAUUAAUGCCUCGGCACGUCCUCCCCCGUCCACUCCACCAA